AUGUCAACCUCAACUCUGGAGAUGGCUACGUAUGUCCUGCAUCAUGUUUUCCUGCCCCCCAAACUUCCUGACGGCGCAGAUAACGAUGUCGCACACGAAAUUUUUCUUCUUGACAGAGUCAUCCAGGCGCUGAGAUCUUUCAAGAGAUACGUCUCCUCGGAUGCAGCAUGUGUCAUUUCUUCGGCGACUACAAUGAUUUGUCGUCUGCGUUUCAUCUAUGACAAGUUCGGCCAUAUAGACAAGACUAAACUGAAGAAGACAUUGGCUCAACUGUAUUCCGAAGGAGGUUCUAUCCCGGUCCACGUGCGCGCCCAGAAUGCCGCUCUUCUCAUAACCAAGGUCGACAAUGGGAUCAACGUGGAGGCAUUUGAGCUCUCUCCGCGCAACGAACAGGUCAUCACGACAUUGGACGCAUUCAAAAACCCUGAAUUCCUGGUCACUAUAGCACAAGCCUUAGAGCGGAUGAGCCAUCAGGAGGUUGCCAAUACUCGAACUCAGGUGACAAAAGCAGGCCAAAAGCUCGACGAAGACCGGGACACCACUCACCCCAAGAUCGUGACAGAGCUUUUAAUGGGGUUUUUGCGUCCCAUCACUCACGAGGAGGUCAUGUGGAAUUCCAGCAGGUCACCGUGGCGGCGAUCCCCUCUCUGGUUGCUGAUCCGUGUUUCCCUGCAGCUUGUGAUGUCUAGACAGACCAGACAAAUACCACGCUUCUUCGGGCUUUACAAGUACUUCAUGCAUCUGCAAGCCAUGAGCUCUAAGAUUGGACGGAGGCUACUCAAACUAAAUCUCCCCAGCACUGCACCCUGGAUUCCUUUUGUCCGCCAUGCUUUAGAGAAAACGGGCCACAUCAUUGACGGUAGAUGGCAGAAAGCUAUAGCACACAGCGGCUAUAAGCAUGACAUGUCGUUGCUUGAGUGUCUCCACUUUGCCGAAGACAUCUACUAUACCCUAGAUGAUCUUGAUAAGUUCAUCAUGGAUAUGAAGGCGCGUGAAGCAAACAUUCAGGGCUCUACGAAUUUUGAACCCCCGACGAUCCGGAUCGGAUUUAACGCUACAGAGUUCCCGAAACUGUCACGCACCUACAACUCCAAAUACGAGACGUAUAACCUGGCCGCUUUAGAGCAAUGGAUUGCUGAAAAUCUGGACAACUGGCUUCAAAAACACAUAGCGGACGGAUACCACCAAGUAGCAAUGGACACAUACCGUGGCGAUCCUGAAGCCAUUUCGGUCAUGAUGCUCUCUCUCCUCGAGCUAUGGAUUGCAUGUGAUAAGUCUGCAACACACAUUUACGAGACAUUUCAAGUACUAGUUCUACGCUUCCAUUCCCAGCUGGCUAGGUUAGCUCGGGCCGAAGAGUUCCCCGGCCCCGGCAUCUUCCAAGAGUUUGGCACUCCCCUACUGGACGAAAUCGAAACACAUGCAUACCUCGAAAGAGAAUCAAAAAAGGCGGAGCUCCGUGAGAAGAAGACUUCCUAUGCUCAACUAAUGAAGAAAUAUGAGCUUGCCGAGUGUGAAUACUACGAGGUGUCCGCUGGUCCAGAAGACAUUUUUGAGAAAAAGCGCCAUGCUGUGUCUUGUCAGAGAUGCAGCUAUAAAAAACAAGCAUACGAUAUCAGCAUUGCCAUUCACGAAUGGCCCUUAUCCAGAAACAGAGAUGAGAUGAAAUCGACGAUCUUUGAGCUCCAUCUUCCUCGGCCAUUUGGAAAUUGGCGGGAUACUGCUAUGUUUUUCAUAAUGGAUGCCUUAGGCGUGGAGUAUUCUGAACAGAUCGGUCUUCAUGGCUACUUUACACCAUGCAAAAAUGUGCAACGCAUAUGUCUCCUUUCGCAAGAUAAACCUCAUGGAAUUACUCACCGGAAUUCGAAAAACAUUAUUGAAGUGACCGAGCAUGAUGUCUGCCUAGACAAUGGGCUGCACUUUCGUUAUUUCGACAGCAAGAUUGAUUGUUUCCUCGCUGCUUUCAAGAUGACGUACCGCAAGAGCACAUCCUUACAAGGGUUCCUUUUUCGUCCAUCUGGAGCCCCUGACGGACCCCCACCGAACCAGGCCAUAGCCUCUCAGCGGCAUACUUGUCCAGAGCAUUUGACAAGCGCGGAAUACAAUGCACUGUGUACUAUUCCUCUCGGGCUGUCUAUGCCGCAGAUUGACUGGAAAAGGCUGGAAACGUGCAUUUUAAUUCUCCAGACCAUUUACCAGGCUGGGCCACCGGGUGAACAAGAAGUCCCGAGAAAAGGCCAUAAGAUCCUUAGAGAGGAAAGUUUUGCCAGGACCUUACUAAACAAGAUUGCAAAUUCCAUAGACAGGAUCAAAGACAACUGGGAGUCAGCGCAAGCGCUCUGCACAUUCGCAUACUCCAUUCGGGAAACUUGCUUAGAGAUAUUACAAUAUCUACGAGAGAUUGUUUUUGAAUGGGUCGAACUUGUCAAGGGAAAAGCCAGUAGGGCAAUUUAUGGUGAGGAGCGCGAUCAUUUGGUUGCACUGACCGUUCGCCUUGCUUUGAUUUGUGUAUGCUCCUUCGACACAGAAGACGAGUACCUGCGCACUACACUCGCCAGGAACUCGGAAGCUUCACUGUUUAUAUUGUGCUGUGUGACAAUUCAGGAGUGGGGAAAUUCGCUUUAUCCACUCGAAGCCUCCGAUCCACUGCUUCCAGUCCUCCACCGACGUUGGGAAACCCUCUGCUACCGUACUCACCUAAUUUUGACCCGCAGAAUUCUUGAAGAAAACAGCAGAGUCUUGGAUGUAGCCAUCCAAAGAGCAUGGUCAGGAUUUCGGGGAGGAGACAGUUGGUCGGCCGUGACAGAGCAACCGUCUUGCUGGCUUUAUAGUCGCACCAUGAAUCAUGGAAACGCAGAUAGGAAAUUACUGAUUCAUUUCAACCUACUGACAGGUGAGAUCCUGGUCAAUGGUCUUCCCUUAUCUAGCCUUCCUUCCGAAUAUGAGACCCACCAGUCUUACCAACGGCUGUUUGGCCACUCAGCUCUGGAAAUCAUGCCGAGCCCUGUCCCAGGGAUGGAUUUUUCUGCUAAAAGAGAUCAUAUGGAACACACGGUGCAUUUGGGGCUGUUACGGACCACUGAUAAUUUCACUACCGACCUUGUUGUUUGUGCUGUCAAAGGGGAACAAGUGCUCCAAUACUUACCACCGAGGUUGCUAGAAGGCCUCUUCCCCGACGCGUUUGUGCACAACUUUGUUCAUUGGUAUGACGACUAUAGAAAACUUAUCGAAUUUCGCCCAGCUGGGCAGGCAUGGAAAUCAUCCAGUUCAAAUUGGAGGCUCAGAAGAGAUCAUCGAAAGGGCUGGUGCCUUGCGAAAGAUGAGGAUUACUUGGUGAGCAUAAAGAGUGCAACAGCCGAAACAAUCGGUUGCAUUCUUGCUCCAGUGGCCGAACCUAGUAAAAUCCACUGCAUUCUCCACCUGGAGUCCUCACAUCUCGAGAUUGACAUCCCAGUUCUCCAGCUUGGCUUCACCCUUGGGAAGGGAAGUUCUUCCAUCCGGAGCAAGCAGUCGCGCGGAAUGGAAGUUGAUGGUGACCAAUCUCUGGACUCACUUGUUGGUUUGCACAACAGGCUCCUGCUCAAGUGCCCAAAGCGCCUUGGAAGGGCUGUGAUUGUACCAGAUGGAGAAGUGGACUUCCAGAGGGAAGGCGAUCAUGUUAAAGUUAAAAUUGACUUGGAAACCGCGACCAACUUCCAAGUUUACACAGUCGAUUACCGACUCGGUCAAUUGGUCGACAACGGAAGCCUGCAAAGCAAGCUAAUAUUGUGUUAUCUACAUGCUCUAACAUCCUUUUGUAUACCUGAUCCUCUGACGGGUAGAACUGGAACCGAGCAAGCCCUCACCAUUCUUCGUUCUGCAGCGGUCAGGUCAUUCGAAACUCUUCACCCGGAGCACACAAGCAUACUCGCCAGUAUCGCUGCCUUGACGCCAGAAAGGAGAUAUUAUCCAGCCGGGGAACGUGUGAUGCAAUCAGUUACUUGGCAGAAGAGUCUGUCUUUCCUAACUCAACAUGGGGAAUUCUACACCAGGGUAGUUGACAUAUUCGAUCAAGAUCGCCGACAGAUGAUGCUGUCUUCAGCCAAACACGAACGCCAUCCAGACUUGCCUCAUGUCGAAACGGAGCUUCUGCAACGUGACAGUAUUCGGUCUUCUUUAUUUCGUGUCUCUGAAUUUGGUGCUGAGAGCCAUACAUGUGACCAAGAUCACUCGUAUCGGAGCCUUGACUGUAACCAGGAAUCUCAAGAAGGCUCUAGGGCGUUCCUUAUGUCGAAAGCCAUAUAUUCGGGAAUUCCCAUAACUCGAGCGAGGCCGGCAGAUAAUUUGCUAUCCCAUCUCUGGCAAUUUCUAUCGAGUGUUGAUUGCAUUUUUGGAUCAAAUAAAGAACUCGGCGAUAUGAAGGGGAAGUUCGAUGCCCAGGUAAUCCUGGAACCAAUGGAGUUGAUAUCCCAGCAUUGGUGCGCCAUUCAUAACCAGCUUUUGCGGUCUGGUCAUAAAAAUCGACUCAAUAAGUUCCAAGCCAUGAUGUGGUUUUCAACUAUGGCAUUUGCCAAGGAUGUGGAUAUGACAGUCCUGGAAGCAUUGGUUUCGGUAUACACUAUCUCGGAAAUGGACCAGGUGAACCCCCCUUCAGGCGCUUUGUUUUACCUCUCGAGAGGUUAUCAAUUUAACAAUUCCGCCCUACUCCAUAAACUCGGUUGCUCUCUACUACGCAUCGAGAAGUCUCCUGAUUGGACCAUUGCAUCCUACCCUGGCGAGGCCCGCACGGUGUACAAAUGUCGUCGAUCAAGAACAUUUCAAAGAAACAGAGAGAAGGCGCUUGAGCAAUUCAUUUCAGCAAUUCAAUCACAGUGGCCAGUCAGGUCGCCCAGCAAGCCCGCAUUUGAUGGCCCUCUCAAUAUCUGGUCUUAUAUCAAUAUUAAAAGUGCAAUGGCUAUUGUUCGGGAGCUGUUCUCUAUUUGGUUCGACAACAUGGAAUUCCGAGAUUAUAUUCGCCGCCUCUCGCAUGUUUUCAGUGAGCAGGCAGCUCACAGUAUAACGAUCCAGCCAUAUAUCUUCCAAACAUAUGACAACCCAAUGCGACAUAAACCUGGAUUUGUUGGUGUGGGUGAUAUUCUCUGCGGAAAACCUCCUAAUGUGGAUUUGGAGCCCCCUCAACUUCAGAACCUUUUGAGAGCCGCGCCACUUGGUUCCAGCUCAGAACUUCGGUCUCGCAUACUCAGCAGAAAGCUAGAACUGCUAUCGAGGUCCAACUAUGAAAAAAAUUACAUUGACCAGUUACGGGGUAGCAUCGAAUCUCUACAGCAGACUUCAAGAGACUGGAGCAUUGUGUUUACUGAUCCCCACUUGAGGGAUGUACUCGCAAGCCAUUUGUAUUUGUGCCAAGAUCAUUUACGUUCAGUAUACAAUGCCAUCACAGCACGUAUGAGUCUCCAAUCCGUGGAAAACAUGCCAUGUGAAAUGCAGCACCCAACACGCCAUGCUGUCAUGGCCACAUUAGCAUGUGUACGCCAAUGGCCAAGGGUUUCGCCCAUUCUUCUACUCCAGCAGAUGGCACAUCAUAGAUGGGUGAGGUUGACGGAUGACUGGAAGCGCUGCUUUGUUGCAUAUGGUCUUGCACUUGCGGCCAACCAACGUGCGGAGAGACUAGUCAGUUUGAUUGGGGCUCGCGAAGAUCUCAUCCGGGAGAUUAGGAACAAAGGACACACAGACUGGGAUCCUCUUGAGUUCCCUGAGACUCUGUUGGUUGAGAUUGAGAAUAGUAUCCUCAUACGGGAAGUCCAGGAGCAGAUUGCUAAGCAGAUGAGAACCAGCAGACCCGGCAAUGUGGUGAUGCAGUUGAAUAUGGGCGAAGGGAAGUCUUCCGUGAUCAUUCCUAUUACGUCGGCUGCACUUGCGAAUGGUAGCUGUCUGGUCGUUGUAAUAGUGCCAAAACCCCAGUCUCGCCAGAUGUUCCAGAUGCUAGUAUCUAAGUUGGGGGGGCUAUUGGAUCGCCGCAUUGGGGAAGCCGAAGCCAAUGAAAUCCGGAAGAUAUGCCAUGAUUGCAUGUCAAGCGGCGGUGUUCUCUUGGUUCAACCAGAGCACAUACUAUCGCUGAAACUGAUGGGUCUUGAAAAUCUGAUUUCUGGCAAUUUUUUCCGCACUGACUCACGUGUCAUCGUGGAUGAAAGUGACGAGAAUUUUGGUGUGAAGUUUGAACUCAUUUACACCAUGGGUAGCCAACGUCCAAUGGAGUUUAGCCCGCGGAGGUGGAUAUUGAUCCAUCAGCUACUACAUAUUGAAUUCCCUCAUUCAAUGGAGCUGGAAGAUCUUCACCCAGGCAGUUUCCCACGAAUGAGGUUUCUCCAUCACGAUGCCCAGCACAGUCUUAUGGUCCGGCUUUUGGAGCACAUUUGUGACCACGGGAUUGAAGGCUUGCCAAUCUCGCGGCAGCCGAAGGCGGUUAGAAACGCUAUUGCUGCCGUUGAAGAUCAAGGCACGACAGGCUUUUGGACUGACGCGACUAAAAGUCCACUUCUUCUUCUUAGAGGGCUUAUCGCCGGUGGAGUCCUAAGCUUCUGUCUAGGUCAAAAACGCUGGCGCCCACCGACCAGACUUGCAGUCCCAUACCGCGCCAAGGACAAGCCUUCUACGCGGUCUGAAUACAGUCAUCCAGAUGUUGUUCUCAUACUGACGUUCCUGAGCUACUAUUACGGUGGACUUGGCGACGAUGAUAUCUUCCUUUCCUUCAGCCAUCUUCUAAAGUCUGAUCAAGCAGAUGCUGAAUAUGCGGCUUGGGUUGUGGACGCCCCAGGUUUGCCAGACUCCUACCGUCAUCUAGUCGGAAUCAAUCUCGAGGACCGUUAUCAUUGUUCUAAGGAGGUGUUUCCCAGGCUCCGCUUUUCAAAAAGUAUGAUCGACUACUUCUUAGCUCACCUUGUUUUCCCAAAAGUAAUGAGAGAGUUUCCCGAAAAGCUCACGGCUUCCGGUUGGGACAUUGGAGAGACCAAAACUCAUCCAACAAUUGGCUUUAGUGGCACGAACGAUUCCCGGACAACAUUGCCUUUGGAUGUGGAACAGCUAGACCUACCAGAGCAAAACCACACCAAUGCUUUGGUGAUUGAGAACCUUCUAAGACCUGAAAACUCAGUUGCGUUCUAUCACUCACAGCACCGUGAAUCAGGCUCAGACGCAAAUGCUUUGCUUCACAUGGUGACUAAUGUAGGGGCCCAGAUAAUAGAACUAAGCAACGUCGAGGUAGCGGAGGCAUGGCUCAAGCUGAUCACAAACCACAAGCAAACCCAGGCUAUAGUGUUUUUUGAUGAAAAUGACGAGCUUGUCGUUUUGGACCGAAAAGGACGCGUGGAGGCGCUGCAAAUUUCGCCCUUUUCCAAGCAACUUGAACUGGGAACAGAUCUAAAACUACCGGAAUAUUAUCGUGCUGCUGUGACUUUGGGGGCGGGUCUCACAAAGGAUAAGUUGGUCCAAGCGUGCAUGAGAAUGAGAAAACUGGGCAAAGGACAAUCAGUCAUCUUCUACAUACCCGACGAAAUCAAGUCGAACAUUAUCUCGCUUACAGGACACCGGGAUGAGUUGGACAUUGAUGUAUCAGACGUCUUAUGCUGGGCAAUAUCAGAGACUUGGCACGAUAUACAGCGGAGCAUCCCCUUGUGGGCAACCCAGGCAGAACGUUUCGGACGCCAGUCAGUUUUGUGGGACAAGGCCAGGAAGGACGGACAGACCACGAUGACUACUGCACAGGCUAUAGAGUUCUUAGAGCCCGAAUACCAGUCCCUGGAGUCCAGAUAUCGACCCGGUUGGCAUCGCUCUCCGCUACCUGACUCCCAGCUACAGGACAUAAAGAAUCCUAACGCCCAUCUCAUUCGCGAAAGAUGUCGUGAAUUCCAAGAUUUGGACUUUAGUACAACCCAUCUCCAUGAAGAGCAGGAGCGCGAACUCGCGCCUGAAAUUGAACAAGAGCCCGAAGUCGACAGGCCAGCUCCAGAAGGGCCGGCUACCCACAACUUACAUCCGGACGUCUUGUCGUUCAUCACCACUGGGGUGCCUACCAGUCUUACAAUGGCUUAUGGGCCAGCAUUCGAAAUGUUGAGAGAUACUUCCGCAGCUGUGCACUUAAAUGUGUCACAACUCCCACGGGGGCUCCUGGUAACAGCUGACUUCGCCACCACGAUCCUGGCCCCGAAGCACGUAUCUUUUCAGUCGGAUGCAUACCAACGGCCUGUUCAAUGGAUCUUAACAAGUACAUAUACUGCACCUUCAUUCAAACCGAGCCAGAAUGUGGUAAAAUACAUGAUGGUCAUUAGCCCCUACGAAGCCUGCAAAAUUCUACCCAGAAUUCGCAGCUCAGAGACGAAGGUGACGCUGCAUUUGUACUCUCCACGACAACACGAAGGGUUUCCCCCACUGGAUGGAUUGGCGUUGUACACCGUCCCUAGGCGCUCUGAACUCCUCGAAAUCCCCACAUCUCUCCGAAUCCAGUUGAAUCUGUUCUCCGGGCAGCUCUACAUCUCUACGUAUCGCGAGUACCAGGAGAUAUGCGAGUUCCUCGGCGUGGCAUCGGUCAAGACCCCCGAGGGAUGGUCGGUUGCAGCGGAUGGAUUCAUUCUCACAGACGCACAUAGGCUAGGCUCCCCGUUCCAUCAAAGUCCCCUGGAGUUUCUCAAGGUUCUCAUGUCACAGAUCAGGAAAGACUGUCAAGACAUCAGUAAGACCCACAUUGGCAAGAUCUUGGACGGGAAGCUGCUCCGCGAGUCUGAUUUUGAAGUAAAGGCUAGAGGGUUGAUCUCGGACAUUUGUGGCUCGGGAUGCAAGUCGUAA
Molecule: messenger RNA, 8817 nt
Organism: Aspergillus candidus
Lineage: Eukaryota; Fungi; Ascomycota; Eurotiomycetes; Eurotiales; Aspergillaceae
Exons: 21
Coding region: 1-8817 (2938 amino acids)
Source: RefSeq, a predicted model, not a curated record